AUGGCAAAUGGUCAGCACAAGGGGGUGGAGGAUGAGUUGCGCACCUGCUUCAAAAAGGAAAUUGACGCCACCUCUAUGGAUGAGUCAGCGGAUGUCAAGGAAGGAGUGGCCUACAACUCAAAGAAGCAGGUCUUCCAAGCCAGUGUCAACAUUGGAGAACACUUUGUGGUGAAAGAGUUCAAAGUCAAGGCAGAUGCUGAGCACUGGAUCGAUCUUCUGAAGUCAUUAGAGGGCAAGAAACUGCUCAAGUCGAACAUAGCUUUGAUGAAAAUGGCAGAUGCAACUCGCCAAGCCACAGAGGCAGCAUAUGAGAAGAUCAUCCAGGCAAAGCAAACAUUCACCCCAGAGUCUGAGCCAACAUUGAAACACAGCCAUCAAGGAGGGAAAGACAUAUGGGCCACCCUGUUCCCAAAGUACAAGGAGACGCCUGAAAGCACCUUAUGUUCUCCGCAGGUUCGGGUGCCUCAGACCAGCUUGGAGAAGCUGAAGGUGAUGGGCUUCUCAAACCCAGUUGUGGGGGAAAUCUUUGGGUGGCACCACAACUCGCUAUGGAGAGGCAUCAACAUUAUCACCCAUGAUGGCAACGGAGACAUUGACAACAUUGGCAUUGGAUCGGAUUUGGUGCACAUCGGGUUCAUUCGGUGCAGCGGCGAGGAUGCUGAGCCCACCGAGAAGGACAAGCAGAAAAUGCGACACCUAUUGCAAGGCACAAAUGUUGUGGCUUGCAUCAUUGUGACCUAUCCAGUCAAAAUUGGUGUUGCUAGAGCAUGGGGAAUGCGCAAACCAUCCUCACCUUCAUCCUCAGAAGAAAUGGUGGAAGUCCAACUCUUGCACUUGGUGCGUCGGAUUCAUAGUGAGGAGUUUCUCGUCAAGUCUCUGGAUCUGCAACGAGGUCCAAAGGACUUGCAAAACCUGAUUUCUGGGGCCUUUGAGAAGAACCUUGAGACUGUGUACAAGAAGGAGGUGGAGGUUCAGCCACAAGCCAAAAAAACUCAAAACUUCAAACGUGUAGCGGUUCUGGGCGAUGGCUUUUGCUUCUGGCAUUGCCUGCUGCGGGUCUUGAGGGAGGAUUACAAGCCAGUUUCAAGAUCCAAGUCUGGUGGGCCAUGGAGUCAUUCCCGCCUCUUGAUUGAGACUGAGCAAGCAAAGGCCUUGCGCUUGGAGUUUGUUUCUGUACCAGCAAGCUGGGGGAGACGCGAACAUCCUCGCACAGCUGUCCAUUUCUGA
This is a messenger RNA of Durusdinium trenchii, 1227 nucleotides long. Lineage: Eukaryota; Dinophyceae; Suessiales; Symbiodiniaceae. The record is from the annotation of a GenBank genome assembly.